Molecule: messenger RNA, 3490 nt
Organism: Mangifera indica (mango)
Lineage: Eukaryota; Viridiplantae; Streptophyta; Magnoliopsida; Sapindales; Anacardiaceae
Product: protein argonaute 2-like
Exons: 3
Coding region: 104-3148 (1014 amino acids)
Biological process (GO): regulatory ncRNA-mediated post-transcriptional gene silencing
Cellular component (GO): cytoplasm
Molecular function (GO): protein binding; RNA binding
Source: RefSeq, a predicted model, not a curated record
AUUUUGUAAGUGAGGACAAUUUCUUUCCUGAGUUGACUCGGAGUUGAGUUUGUGGAGAACUCGGUUAGAGGAAGUUUGUGAGCACUUUCUUGAGUGAAGUCCAAUGGAGAGAGGAGGUUAUAGAGGUCGAGGUGGUGGCGGAAGAGGAGGAGGAGGCGGUGGCAGAAGAGGAGGAGGAGGCGGAGGGCGAGGUCGCGGAGGUGGAGGAAGCGGAAGAGACGGCGGAUACGGAGGAGGAAGAAGCGGUGGAUAUGGGGCGGGAGGAAGAGGCGGCGGAGGCGGAAAUGUUUGUGGUCGCGGCGGCCGGGAUUAUGUCAGGAGCUACGAUCGUGAUCAUCAGUGGUUCUCGAGUGAACAGACACCGUGGGGGAGCACGAGCACGAGCACAAGCACGAGCACCGAGCACGGCGGGAGCCACCGCCACUACAACGUUCAUCAACUGCCGCAAGACCAGGGUCGUAGUUCGAACGAGCUGACUCAGCGGAGUGGGCCGCCACAGCCGUCGAAUCCGUGGCAUCAAUCUCGGCCUGGACCUUCCGUGUCACCGGCUACUGUACAGCCUGUUAUGAAAGAAAUGCAAAAAAUGAAGAUUUCGGGAUCGGGGUCUACAUUGUCAUUGAAUGUCCCAAUCAAACGCCCUGAUGAAGGUGGUACACUUGCCAUUCAGACUGUGAGGCUAUUUGUCAAUCAUUUCCCAGUCAAGUUUAAUCCUCAGAGUAUCAUAAGGCAUUAUGACAUUGAUGUCAAAUCAGAGGAGCCCACCAAGCAUGGUCGCCCUGUGAAAAUACCAAAGUCUCAUUUGGCUAUGAUCAGGAACAAGUUGUUUGAAGAUGAUCCUGCUCAAUUCCCUUUGGCAUUCACUGCCUAUGAUGGUGAGAAGAAUAUUUUCAGUGCAGUGCCAUUGCCAACUGGAAAAUUUACUGUGAGAUUCUCUGAAGCGGAAGAUAUGAAGAUUUUUUCCUAUGUAAUCAGUAUAAAACUUGUAAAUGAGCUAAAGCUUUGCAAGUUGAAGGAGUACUUGGCAGGAACACUCUUGUCGAACCCCCGUGAUAUUUUGCAAGGGUUGGAUGUAGUCAUGAAGGAGAAUUCAACUCGGAAUAUGAUUUCUGUUGGCCGAAGUUUUCACCCUUUCGAACCUUCUGCAGGAGAUGACCUUGGAGGUGGAAUCACAGCAUCUCGAGGAUUUCAACAAGGCCUGAAGGCCACCUCCCAAGGUCUGGCAUUGUGUUUGGACUAUUCUGUUCUAGCAUUUCGAAAGCGAUUGUCAGUUGUAGAUUUCUUAAGGGAACAUGUUGAGGGUUUUGAUCCAAACAGAUAUAGAGACUGGAACAAAAUUGAGAAAAUUCUGAGAGGAGUCAAAGUUACAGUGACUCACCGAAGGACAAAGCAAAAGAACAUCAUUUUUGGAUUAACUAGGGACAAUACUCGACAACUAUACUUUGAUAUUGAAGAUCCAGAGGGGAGCAGGCGAGUUAGCCUUGUUGAUUAUUUUAGGGAAAAAUAUGGCAAGGACAUUAUGUACCUAGAUAUUCCUUGCUUAGAUUUGAGAAAAAAUAAUCGAAGAAACGAUGUACCAAUGGAGUUCUGUGUAAUAGUUGAAGGGCAGAUAUAUCCUAAAGAAAAUUUGGAUAGCGAUGCUGCUAAAUUAUUGAAGGAUAUUUCUCUGGUUCGACCAUGGGAGAGGUCGGGCAUGAUAUCGAGAAUGAUAAGGUCAAGGGAUGGGCCUUGUGGUGGAGAGAUCGCACGGAAUUUUGGACUUGAAGUAAAUCCGAACAUGACAAGUGUUGAUGGACGUGUAAUUGGACCACCUGAGUUGAAGGUAGGUGCCGUGGGGGGCAAAGUGAUUAGUAUACAAGUUGAAAAGGAGAAAUGCCAAUGGAACCUGGUUGGCAAAGCUGUUGUAGAAGGUAGAAGAGUAGAGAGGUGGGCUGUAAUCGACUUUAGUGCUUAUGAUCGAAAAAAUAAACUGAAUGAUCGUGCAUUUAUUGGUGACAUUAUUGCUCGGUGUGAGAAUUUAGGGAUUUUCAUGAAUGAACCUGCUUAUUAUCAACCCACUUCAAUGAAUAAAUUCUCCAAUGUUGAUGUGCUCCGACAACUUCUUGAAGGUGUUACUUCCCAGGCUUCUAAGAUUUGCAAGGGCCAUUUACAGAUUCUUAUCUGUGUGAUGGCUGAUAAGGAUCCUGGGUACAAAUAUCUCAAGUGGAUCUCAGAGACUAGACUAGGUGUGGUGACACAGUGUUGCUUGUCUAGAAAUGCUAAAAGGACAAAUAAAGGGUAUGACCAGUAUCUUGCCAAUCUUGCUCUCAAGAUCAAUGCCAAGCUUGGAGGCAGCAAUGUAGAGCUCAUGGACCGGCUCCCUUACUUUGAGCGUGAUGAUCAUGUAAUGUUCGUGGGAGCUGAUGUUAAUCAUCCUGCUGCCAAGAACACAACUAGUCCAUCAAUAGCAGCUGUUGUGGCCACUGUAAAUUGGCCUGCAGCUAAUCAAUAUGUGGCAAGGGUUCGGCCCCAACUCCAUAGGAAAGAGGAGAUUCUAAAUUUUGGGGAGAUGUGCUUGGAACUGGUUCAAUCUUACACUCGUGUAAACAAAGUCAAGCCACAGAAGAUUGUGGUCUUUCGUGAUGGGGUAAGUGAUGGCCAGUUCGAUAUGGUUCUCAAUGUAGAGUUGACACAGCUCAAGGAUGCAUUCAAAGAAAUAAAUUACUUCCCGACCAUCACGGUGAUUGUAGCUCAAAAGCGACACCAGACUCGACUAUUUCCAGCAAGUAAGAGGGAUGGAUGUACCACUGGCAAUGUACCACCGGGAACAGUUGUGGACACGAAAAUUGUGCACUCAUUUGAGUUUGAUUUCUAUCUGUGCAGCCAUUAUGGAAGCCUCGGCACAAGCAAGCCCACUCAUUACUAUGUUCUAUGGGAUGAGCAUAAGUUUACUUCUGAUCAAUUGCAGAAGCUCAUCUAUAACUUAUGCUUUACCUUUGCUCGAUGUACCAAGCCCGUGUCAUUGGUCCCACCAGUGUAUUAUGCUGAUCUGGUUGCCUAUAGAGGACGAUUGUACCAUGAGGCAAUAGUGGAGGGGCAAUCUCCAGCUGCGAUCAAUGAGAGCUUCUACAGGUUACACACUGACCUGGAAAACGUUAUGUAUUUUGUUUGAAUGGUUGAAACAUGGCCCAUCUCUUUUAUCUUCUGACAUUGGGACAGAGAUGGUAAGUAUACUACCAUUUCGAUAAAAUGCUAGAAAGCAGGUUUACUUCUAAUGACGUAGUAAAUGAGUUUGUGCGUAAAUCUAAAAGAUUUCAGCUCAAGUCUUUUGUUUUGGUAUGUCUAGUCUAGUUUUCCCCUGAUCGAUUGAGUUUGUGUUCCCCAUUUCGUGAUGCUUCCAAUUUGUGCAGCAGUGUCUUCAUGUUUAUCAUGUAUAAUUAGGUGAGUUUGAAUUGGAAAUAAAUAUUAUACUUUAUCAAUUAUAUAUUCGGAGCCGAUAUGAUAUUUCUGUUUA